Messenger RNA from Drosophila navojoa, 1609 nucleotides. RefSeq lists its product as uncharacterized. The record is from RefSeq and is a predicted model, not a curated record. Lineage: Eukaryota; Metazoa; Arthropoda; Insecta; Diptera; Drosophilidae.
AGCAUAAGAUAAAUAUAUACUACUACAAAUUUAAGUGCGAUAAGUUUAUAGAAAUGAUACUACUGCGCAUUGGUCUGUUUUGUGCCCUGCUGACCUCUAUGGCAGCAUAUCCGCUGGAAGCUCAAGUGAAGCCCGAACGAAAUGCUAAAGUGGAACCGGCUGAUUAUCCCGAUCUAACAGAUGGUCUCACUGAUGCUGAGGUGGAGUCCACACUCAAUGGCCUAUCCCUAGACGAUUUGAAUGAGUUGAAUAAACUGCUGGAUGAUGCAGGCGAUGGACCAUUUGACUUGCAGGCAAGCCUUAGGGGACACCAUAAACAAGCCAAGAAGCAACAUUACGCCGAUGUGGACAGUGUGGACGAGGACUUGGAAAGUGCCUUGAAGCCGGACAAGCUGUCGCUAGACGAUGGCUGUCACGACGACGACGAUGACAAGGACAAGGACGAGUGCACCGAACGACCCAAAUGUACCGAGCGACCCAAGUGCAGUAAGCGACCCACCACACGGCGCUGCACCACUCGCAAGUGUACCACCUUAUGCAAGUCCCUGGAUGGCUUUCUCGAUAUACAUUUGGAUGAAGCCAGGUCGGACAGCAGCGGUGCCAAAUUGAAAUGCAAAACUGUUGAGGAAUGCGAUCCGGAGGAUAUGAUGUGCCUGCAGCGCCUGCAGCACAGGUCGAAGCAGAGGCCAAGCAUGAAUGACUUUGCCGAUGUGGGCGUGGAUCACAUGCCCGGCGAAAUGGGCAGCCUGGAGCGAUUGGCAGCUCAGGCACAUCGCGAUGACGUGCUCAAGUUUAGCAAGCAGCUGGAGGACUGGAAUGGCAAGGAAGACAUCUUGCCGGGCAUGUCGAAUAUGGACUAUGACAAGGUGGCCACUGCGGACACAUUCAAGGAUCUGCCGAAAUUGGGUAGUGCCUGGGAUCAAGCGAAGGUGACCGAGGACGAGGAUGCACAAUUAAACCAAAACGACGACCAGCUCAAUGCGCCGUACGAGCGACAUGAGCUGGCAAGGACAGCGCACGGACGCAGGCAGGAGCUACAGCAGCCGCAACAGGAGGAGAAGUCCGAGGACGAUGAGAAGCAGACCGAGGAACUGGACGAGAAUGCGCCACUGAAUGAGCCAGGCGAACUGGCAGCCAAUGAAGGCGACAGCUUCAUAGCUCAAAAUGCCCGUGAUCCAUUGCGCUAUCUCAUUCAAACAGAGGAGGGCUACAUCAAAAGCGAGGAGGAGCCCAUCGAGCAUCAGCUGCGAACGGACAAGGAGCACAGCGAAAUGCUCAACUACGACCCCUAUCAGCUAAGCAACGAGCACAGUCCGCUACAGAGUCAGCUGGAGCAGUCGAAACGCAUCAAGCGGGAGAACAAUGGGAAAGCAUUCGACGACGACUCGAACGAGAACAACAACGAAAGCUAUCUCAAGAAGCUGAUGGACUCGUUUCCCCGUGAUCAGAACAGCCAGAGCAAUCUCAAUGUGGCCAUCAGGCUGGCAAAACGAACGCAUUUGCGUGUUAAACGAAGUUAAGUUUUCAUAAUUAUUCCGUUUGUUCAAUUGAUCGAUGUGAGUGAAUAUAUAUAUUUUUAUAAUGUGCGAAUAAACAAGUUGGGUCUGGA